GCCACUCUCACACUUCAGUCCAGAUUUAGACUUCAGUCUUUCCCAGACAUUCUGUCCCAGCUGUCUCAAGCUUCACGGAGCAAUUUGUCUCCCUCUUUCAGUUUGUCCAGUUUCCCGUCCUUCUCACCAUGCCUGGAGUCUUUCAACACCUCUUUAUCUGACUUGGUAGCAAAGUCUCACAGGUCCUCCAGGUAGACAGUCCGUCAGAGUGCUGCUGUCUGUCAUUUUGAUGCCCAGGGUUUUGCGGGUCAGUGUGAUUCUACAGGUGCAGACAUCUUAUUGCUGUUGUUUGCAGGCUAUGGAAUCUCUGGCAGAGGUCCAGACUGACACAUUCAUUUACAUGAACUUCAUGAAGAGUCACUCCUGCUACGAUGCCAUCCCAACCAGCUCCAAACUGGUCAUCUUUGACACAACACUGCAGGUGAAGAAGGCUUUCUUUGCUCUGGUGGCUAAUGGUGUGAGGGCAGCGCCGCUGUGGGACAGCAAGCUUCAGUGUUUUGUAGGUAUGCUGACCAUCACUGACUUCAUUAACAUACUACAUCGAUACUAUAAGUCUCCUCUGGUUCAGAUAUAUGAGCUUGAGGAUCACAAGAUAGAGACAUGGAGAGAAAUCUAUCUCCAGUAUUCAUUUAACAGACUAAUCAGCAUUACACCAGAGUCCAGUUUGUUUGAUGCCAUCUACUCCCUGUUAAAGAAUAAGAUCCACCGCCUGCCAGUUAUUGACCCAGCAUCAGGAAACGUCCUCCACAUCCUCACUCACAAACGCAUACUCAAGUUUCUCCACAUUUUUGGGUCUAUGAUUCCCAGACCCAGGUUUCUUCAAAGGCAAAUCCGUGAAGUGCCGAUUGGUACCUUUAAACAUAUUGCAACAAUUCAGGAGUCGGCUUCUGUCUACGAUGCUCUGAGCAUUUUUGUGGAGAGAAGAGUGUCAGCUCUGCCUGUGGUCAAUGAGCGAGGUAAAGUGGUGGCGCUAUACUCCAGAUUUGAUGUUAUUAACCUUGCAGCCCAGAAAAACUAUAACAACUUAAAUAUGACAAUGCGGGAAGCCAUUGCAUCCAGAUUCUGCUGUGUUGAGGGGGUCCUUAAGUGCUACCCUCAUGAAACACUGGAGACCAUCAUCAAUCGCAUUGCACAGGCUGAGGUGCAUCGGUUGGUGUUGGUUGACAGUGAUGAUGUGGUGAGAGGGAUUGUGUCUUUAUCUGACCUUCUCCAAGCCCUCAUUCUCUCUCCUGCAGGUAUUGAUGCACUGUACUCCUAAGUCCAACCCUUACUCUCCUUUGACGAGCCACCCAUCCACCUAUUUGCCUUGAAAUCCUUAAAAGUUUCCUGCUCCUUCUGGUGUUCUAUUCCUAAGAUUUUCCCUCUUCUGAAGGCAAUGGAGAUUUUUUCUUUCUGGCAUCAGUGUUCUAACCCUGCUAUAGUCUUCCUUCAUAAUAUCUCCUCCUAAUUCUUUCAAUUCAAUUAAAUUCAAUUUAAUUUUAUUUACACAGCGCCAAAU
Messenger RNA from Oreochromis niloticus (Nile tilapia), 1498 nucleotides. It is a transcript of the gene prkag3b, whose product is annotated as protein kinase, AMP-activated, gamma 3b non-catalytic subunit. Gene Ontology annotation, biological process: protein phosphorylation; regulation of catalytic activity. Bases 230 to 1258 code for a protein of 342 amino acids. Gene Ontology annotation, molecular function: protein kinase binding; AMP binding; protein kinase regulator activity. Lineage: Eukaryota; Metazoa; Chordata; Actinopteri; Cichliformes; Cichlidae. The transcript has 11 exons. The record is from RefSeq and is a predicted model, not a curated record. Gene Ontology annotation, cellular component: nucleus; cytoplasm; nucleotide-activated protein kinase complex.